CGCCGCGGCCCGACCCGCUCCGCGCCGCCGCCGCUCCCGCACCCGCUCCCGCACCCGGCGCCGCCGCAGCAGCAGCUGCGGGUCGUUCCCCGGAGCCUCGCGGAGCCGCUGCCCAGGAUGAGCCGCCUGCGCAGCACCGAGCGUCGGCAGCCCGGACCGGAGCCGCGGCCGCGCGGGAUGGGACGGCGCCAGCUCUGAAGCGCACGGAGCCGCCGCCGCGAUGGGCGACCGCGGGGCAGAGCCAGCCCGAGGGACGGGCCCGGAGCCCCAGGGCAACGGCGGGACGGCCCUCAGCGUCAUCACGGAAGGCGUCGGGGAGCUGGCGGUCAUCGACCCCGAGGUGGCCAAGAAAGCCUGCCAGGAGGUCCUGGAGAAGGUGAAGCUGAUGCACGGCGUCUCCUCCGACAGCCUGACGAGGCGGGCGGCUGGCGGCGAGGCGGAACGUGCCCCACGGGCCGAUUUGGCCAACGGAGACCUCGUGGAGGGCUGCGAGAUCAAGUGCUUGGACGACCCGCCUGACACGGCCUCCAAGAUCCAGGAGGAGGACGACGAGAGCGCGGCCAACACGGUGAAAACAGCCCGCAAGCGGCAGAAGAACAACUCGGCCAAGCAGUCCUGGCUCCUCCGCCUCUUCGAGUCCAAACUCUUCGACAUCUCCAUGGCCAUUUCGUACCUGUACAACUCGAAGGAGCCCGGCGUGCAAGCCUACAUCGGGAACAGGUUGUUCUGCUUUAGGAACGACGAAGUGGACUUUUACCUGCCCCAGCUGCUGAACAUGUACAUUCACAUGGACGAGGACGUGGGAGACGCCAUCAAGCCCUACAUCGUGCACCGCUGCCGGCAGAGCAUCAACUUCUCCCUGCAGUGCGCGCUGCUGCUGGGCGCCUACUCCUCGGACAUGCACAUCUCCACCCAGCGACACUCCCGCGGGACCAAGCUGCGGAAGCUCAUCCUCUCGGACGAGCUGAAGCCGGCUUACAAGAAGAGGGAGCUGCCGUCGCUGAGCCCGGCGCCCGACACGGGGCUGUCACCUUCCAAAAGGACUCACCAGAGGUCCAAGUCGGACGCCACCGUCACCAUCAGCCUGAGCAGCAACCUGAAGCGCACAGCCAGCAACCCCAAAGUGGAGAGCGAGGAGGAGGAGCUCUCCUCGAGUACGGAAAGUCUCGAUAAGUCACUGUGUCCCCCCGUCAGACUCGCCCCCGAGAGGGAGUUCAUCAAGUCCCUGAUCGCCAUCGGGAAGCGUUUGGCCACUUUGCCCACCAAAGAGCAGAAGACGCAGCGGCUCAUCUCGGAGCUGUCGCUGCUCAACCACAAACUGCCGGCGCGCGCCUGGCUGCCCACGGCCGGCUUCGACCACCACGUCGUGCGGGUGCCCCACACACAGGCCGUGGUCCUCAACUCCAAGGACAAGGCUCCCUAUUUAAUCUACGUGGAAGUACUUGAAUGUGACAAUUUCGACACGGCGAAUGUGCCCGCCCGGAUCCCCGAGAACCGCAUCCGCAGCACCCGCUCGGCCGAGAACCUGCCCGAGUGCGGCAUCACGCACGAGCAGAGGACCAGCAGCUUCAGCACCGUCCCCAACUACGACAACGACGACGAGGCCUGGUCUGUGGACGACAUCGUGGAGCUGCAGGUGGAGCUCUCGCCCCUUUCGCCCUCCCAGCUGCCCGAGAUUCACACCAACAGCUGUGACAACAUCUCCCAGUUCUCUGUGGACAGCAUCACCAGCCAGGAGAGCAGGGAGCCCGUCUUCAUCGCUGCCGGGGACAUCAGGCGGCGGCUGUCGGAGCAGUUGGCGCACACUCCCACCUCCUUCAAGAGGGACCCCGAGGACCCGUCCGCUGUGGCCCUGAAGGAGCCCUGGCAGGAGAAAGUCAGGAGGAUCCGGGAAGGGUCUCCCUACGGCCACCUCCCGUCCUGGCGCCUCCUCUCCGUCAUCGUCAAGUGCGGAGACGACCUGCGGCAGGAGCUUUUGGCCUUCCAGGUGCUCAAGCAGCUGCAGUCCAUCUGGGAGCAGGAACGUGUCCCGCUCUGGAUCAAGCCAUACAAAAUCCUCGUCAUCUCCGCCGACAGCGGCAUGAUUGAGCCGGUGGUGAACGCUGUGUCCAUCCACCAGAUCAAGAAGCAAUCCCUGCUCUCGCUGCUCGACUAUUUCCUGCAGGAGCACGGCAGCUACAACACCGAGUCCUUCCUGACUGCCCAGAGGAACUUCGUGCAGAGCUGUGCCGGGUACUGCCUGGUGUGUUACCUGCUGCAGGUCAAGGACAGGCACAACGGCAACAUCUUGCUGGAUGCGGAUGGGCACAUCAUCCACAUCGAUUUCGGGUUCAUCCUCUCCAGCUCCCCCAGGAAUCUGGGCUUUGAGACAUCUGCCUUCAAGCUCACCACGGAAUUUGUGGAUGUGAUGGGCGGCCUGGACGGGGACAUGUUCAACUACUACAAGAUGCUGAUGCUGCAGGGGCUCAUCGCAGCCCGCAAGCACAUGGACAAGGUCGUGCAGAUCGUGGAGAUCAUGCAGCAAGGGUCGCAGCUCCCCUGUUUCCACGGCUCCAGCACCAUCCGGAACCUGAAGGAGCGAUUCCACAUGAACAUGACGGAGGAGCAGCUGCAGCUGCUGGUGGAGCAGAUGGUGGACGGCAGCAUGCGCUCCAUCACCACCAAGCUCUACGACGGCUUCCAGUACCUCACCAACGGCAUCAUGUGAUGCCCACAGGGCUCCUCUCCCUGGCCUUUGCUCCCAGGGGAAGAAGGUCUUGGAAGGUAAAAAGGCAUCUUGAGUGUCGGCAUCUUGCCGGGGCUGCUGCUGCUGCUGCCAGGACUCGCCACAAAUGCAACAAGGAGAAACAAACCAACAGCCCCCCCCUCAGCUGAGCAGCGGGAGCAGGACAAACAACCCCCAGCUCCUGAGAGGUCCAGGUGAAGCAGCUCCAGGAUGGACACGGGCACAGCAGGUCCUGGGAGCUCCCACCGGCUCGUGGGGUGUUCAGGAGCUGGGGAGGGGGAUGUGUGGGGUGGGGGGAGACACAGACCUGACCCCCCCCCCCAUGACUUGAGCCUCCUGCUGGUGCCGUGGGAGGGUGGCAGCAGCCCCGGGGGCUCUGCAUGUGGUUGUGUGUGUGUGUCCCCCCCUCCCCAAACCUGCAGCUGCAGCAGCGUUUCAUUCCCAGUCCCCUCUGGUUUUGUUUCUUGCACCUCCCCCUUCCCUCCCUCCCAUCCCUGGUGCCCACCCCGGGCUGGGGGGGUUCGGGGGGGUCAGGGUAGUCUCGUACUCCCCCCCCCCCCCAAGUGCUUUGGGUUUGACGCUGUUCCAGGACUUUGGGACUGUGAAGCUUCAUCCUCCUCCCUUUGCAAUAAUGUUUGGCUGCUGUUCCUGCCCCUGACCAUCGUGGGGGUGGGGGGAGGCUGGGGUGUCCCCUCAGAAGCAGAGUGGGGGGGCAGGAAGGAGCCUGGUGCUGCCCCAGGGCCCCCCCCUCCCACCCCCCCAGCCUUUGGGGAAAGAAACAAAUUGAUCAGCAGCCCAAAAGUUUGACACCCUCCACCCCCAGGUGCCUGGGCUUGGGGGGGGGGUGCAGCAGCCCUCACCCCCUUCUCCAGCCCUUUGCAGCAGUGAUUUCCUCCCCCCACCCCCCAAUCUCAGCCCGUCCUGCUGGUCAGAUGUGACGCCCCAGCCUUGUGUCCCCCCCCUUUGUUCCCUCCCAGCUGUAGCUCCCGGUGCUGCCCCUCGCCCAGCGCUGGCCUGGCCCCCCCCGUCCCCCCCCUGCUGUCUCAGUCUCUUUCUUUAGCACUAAUUAUUUGUCAUGUCGAUUAUUUAGCAUUAAAGAACAAAAAAUUCUAUUUUAAAAUGCUGGCCAGGCCCCACCUGGGGGGGUGGGGGGGGGUGAGCAGGGGAUUUGGGGGGUGGGGGUCCCUAUGCCAAGGGCACUGCGGCCACAGGCAAUCACCGGCCCCUCUGGGGGUUCCCCCACAGCCCAACGGCCUCUGGGGCAGCGCUGGGGAAGGGGGGAGUGUGGGGGGUGGAUGAGGAGGGGAGAGGGGGCCCUUCCACAUCCCCCACCCACCCCCAUUUUAGGGCAGGACCAAGCCCCUUCCCCGCCCCCGGGGCCACGUCAAGCAAAGCGAGGGCACAGAAGGGGUUAAACCACUAAAAGUUUAAUCGCGUUCUUACUACAAGAAUAAAGGAUUCCUGAGA
Messenger RNA from Colius striatus (speckled mousebird), 4192 nucleotides. RefSeq names its product phosphatidylinositol 4-kinase beta (gene PI4KB). The transcript has 13 exons. Gene Ontology annotation, biological process: phosphatidylinositol-mediated signaling; phosphatidylinositol phosphate biosynthetic process. Lineage: Eukaryota; Metazoa; Chordata; Aves; Coliiformes; Coliidae. The coding region runs from base 221 to 2707 and encodes 828 amino acids. The record is from RefSeq and is a predicted model, not a curated record. Gene Ontology annotation, molecular function: 1-phosphatidylinositol 4-kinase activity. Gene Ontology annotation, cellular component: cytoplasm; membrane.